GCUGCUUGAGGUCUUGAGCCACUCAUUCGACUUAGCAGGGUUUUGUUCCUUCAAAGAACUGACAGCAGUUGGAAGAAAAGUAGUUCGCGAUGUAUUAUGACAUCUUAUUUUCAGCCAUUGUUGUUAUGGAUUGGGGCAAUGCUCAUAUUCAGGGCAUUAGAUCCAGUAGUCCUACCAUCUAAGUCCUGCCAGGUUGUGAAGCAGCGGCUUCUGAAUUUUGUGAGAUCUUUGUCAACGGUGAUUUCGUUUGCUUAUUGUUUAUCAAGUUUAAUUCAACAAGCACAAAAAUUCUUUGUGGAGGCAAAUGACUCCAGUAGUUCAAGAAAUGUGGCCUUUGAUUUUGCUGGGAAGGGAGUAUAUGCUGGUGUUUGGAUUGCUGCCGUAUCAUUGUUUAUGGAGAUGUUAGGUUUCUCCACACACAGGUGGUUAACUGCUGGUGGUUUGGGCACUGUAUUGCUCACUCUGGCAGGUCGUGAGAUAUUUACAAACUUUCUGUCAAGCAUGAUGAUCCAUGCCACUCGGCCAUUUAUUGAGAACGAGUGGAUUCAAACGAAAAUUGAUGGAUACGAGGUUUCUGGCACAGUAGAGCAUGUAGGAUGGUGGUCACCGACCAUUGUUAGGGGCGAUGACCGUGAGGCAGUUCAUAUUCCUAACCAAAAGUUUACUGUAAAUAUUGUGAGAAAUCUGACCCAGAAAUCUCAUUGGCGUAUCAAGAGUUACAUUGCUAUCAGUCACUUGGAUGUUAACAAAAUUAAUAAUAUUGUAUCUGAUAUGCGCAAGGUUUUGUCAAAGAAUCCUCAAGUAGAGCAGCAAAAAUUGCACAGAAGGGUCUUUUUGGAGAAUGUUAAUCCUGAAAAUCAGGCUCUUAUGAUAUUGAUAUCUUGCUUUGUGAAAACUUCUCAUUUUGAAGAGUACCUCUGUGUUAAGGAGGCAAUCCUUUUGGAUCUUCUCAGAGUCGUCGGUUAUCAUCGCGCCAGGCUAGCCACUCCCAUCCGCACAGUUCAGAAAAUAUACAGUGAGGCUGACUCGGACAAUAUACCUUUUGGGGACUCAGUUUUCACUAGAUCUAGAGCUGCAAAUCGCCCAUACCUACUGAUAGAACCAGCAUAUAAAGUUCAUGGUGAAGAUAAAGUUAAACCCUCAACCGGUGCAGCUCUCACAAAUGAGGAAAAGGAUUCCAAGAUUGAUGAAAGCAUGGCAUCUGACACCAAAGGAGAUGAGAAUUUUGGAGCAACAUCUACCUCGUCAGCUGAUGUAAACAACUCCAGGGAUAAAUCCCAGUCAUUUUCUGAAUCACAGACUAAAAGCGAAAAUUCAGUAGAUGAACGAAAGGGAAGUACAGUUCCUGUAUCUAGAAACCAGGCUCAAAGUACUGAGCUUGAAUCCUCUCCUGUUGCUAAUGAGACCAUUGCUGCUACUUCACAGUCAAAGCAAGAUGAAGAGAAAUCUUCCGUCUCUUCGUCAUCGGUUAGACCUUCCCUGGAAGAGAACAUUUUUCUUGGGGUUGUCUUAGAAGGUUCAAAACGAACACUUCCAAUUGAAGAAGAAAUGACUCCAUCUCCCAUGCCCACGGAUUCACAAGAACUUGCUGUCCAACGGAACGGUGGUGGAACUCCUGCUAGCAAGGAUAAGAAGGAUGGUCAGUCUUCAUUUCCAAUUGAUAAACAGAAUGACUAGAGUAGUGGCUGAAUUAGGCCGGAUUAGAAAUUGAUAUUUCAGUAUAUACCUCCGAUAGAAGUUAAAAAUGAUCCAGCUGUCUUUUUAUAAGUUGGAAUUGUGCAUUGUAUUCUCCCUAAUUACCCGUGUAUGUACAUAAUUGUCAAUUCAUGGUUCACAUAACUUUCAGAAUCUAUGAACAGUUCUGAUUGUGGCUUGUUCCCCACUCCGAUUAUAGGCCAUAAAAGGUAAAAUGUAUCACUGGCAUUUGAUUUA
Molecule: messenger RNA, 1932 nt
Organism: Vigna umbellata (rice bean)
Lineage: Eukaryota; Viridiplantae; Streptophyta; Magnoliopsida; Fabales; Fabaceae
Product: mechanosensitive ion channel protein 2, chloroplastic-like
Biological process (GO): transmembrane transport
Cellular component (GO): membrane
Source: RefSeq, a predicted model, not a curated record